Molecule: messenger RNA, 897 nt
Organism: Arvicanthis niloticus (Nile rat)
Lineage: Eukaryota; Metazoa; Chordata; Mammalia; Rodentia; Muridae
Source: RefSeq, a predicted model, not a curated record
GUUUGUCUCCAGGAGUCUAGCCGGUGCUGAGCAGAGGCCUUCCAGUUCCGUGUUUGUCCCUCGUGGUUUCAAAGAGCAAGAAGCAGGAGUCCAGGGAAAGAGCUGGGGUGUGUGGCCCAGUACGAGCACCUCGCCCCAUCUUCCUGGACCUCCCCCGACCCGCCUCUCCAGGAUGCAGCCUGAGAUGGAGCCUUUCGUCUCCCCCAACGUGGGUACGCACAGGGAGACAGGAUCCCUCGUUGUUGAUCUUGAGUCUAUGGAGGAGUCCAUGUCUCGGAGCCUGGGCAGGCCUGCCAAAUCCUCGAAGCAGUACCUGCGGCAGGUCAUCUCUGAGUAUGAGGCGCUGGACCGGGAGCUCCCAUGUAUCCGAAAGUUCUCAGAACCGCCCUCUGCCCAGCCCCUCUGCCUUUGCAUGGAGACUUCGGAGGAUUUCACGCACCUGGAGGUGCUGCAGGCUCUGGAGGCCGAGCUGCCCGGGGCCAUGGAAAGCGGGCGCGUGAGCAGCAUCCGCUAUGAGAAUAUGAAUGUCAUCUGCGGUACCGCGGGCCGCAGGGACAGGUGGCUCAUCACCGUCACAGACUUCCAGACGCGCUCACGCCUGCUGCGCUCCGGGCUCAGUCUCCGUGGAACCGCGUACCCACUGGUGCGCCAUGACGAUCUACUGCUGGGGGACUACCGUUUGCACCUGCGCCGCUCCCUGGUCCGACGGCGCAUGCUCGAAGCCCUCGGUGCGGAGCCUUCCGACGAAGAUUGACGCACAGCGGGGGCGGGUCCCAGCUGCGCCCCGCCCCCAGACCCGGCGAAACGAGAAGGCGUGGCCUCCCUAGGAAGGAGGCGGGGCUGGCUCGAGGGGGUGGAUACUGUGAGUUUAAUUAUAAAGAAUGACCUGAUACAAAA